Pecten maximus is the source of this 1287-nucleotide messenger RNA. Its product is annotated as protein PELPK1-like. The record is from RefSeq and is a predicted model, not a curated record. The transcript is spliced from 2 exons. NCBI's taxonomy places the organism in Eukaryota, Metazoa, Mollusca, Bivalvia, Pectinida, Pectinidae. Bases 1 to 1287 code for a protein of 428 amino acids.
AUGAGACAAAAGUCUGUGAGUACAGAGACCGAUAGGACCAGAUUCAGCAGGGUCAAUCUUCAGAUAAAAUAUAUUUCAUUCACAUUCCAUGUUAUCCCAGAAAGGUCCCAGUUAGUAGUUAAGUCUCAGAUAUGUCCAAUAUCAGUGUCAGAUGUCCCAGUACUAUCAGAUGUCCCAGUAGUAUCAGUGUCAGAUGUCCCAGUAGUAUCAGUGUCAGAUGUCCCAGUAGUAUCAGAUGUCCCAGUAGUAUCAGUCCCAGAUGUCCCAGUAGUACCAGUACCAGAUGUCCCAGUAGUAUCAGUCUCAGAUGUCCCAGUAGUAUCAGUAUCAGAUGUCCCAGUAGUAUCAGUCCCAGAUGUCCCAGUAGUAUCAGAUGUCUCAGUAGUAUCAGAUGUCCCAGUAGUAUCAGUGUCAGAUGUGCCAGUAGUAUCAGUCUCAGAUGUGCCAGUUGUAUCAGUCUCAGAUGUCCCAGUAGUAUCAGAUGUCCCAGUAGUACCAGUCCCAGAUGUCCCAGUAGUAUCAGUCCCAGAUGUCCCAGUAGUAUCAGUCCCAGAUGUCCUAGUAGUAUCAGUCUCAGAUGUCCCAGUAGUAUCAGUUUCAGAUGUGCCAGUUGUAUCAGUCCCAGAUGUCCCAGUAGUACCAGUACCAGAUGUCCCAGUAGUAUCAGUGUCAGAUGUCCCCGUAGUAUCAGUGUCAGAUGUUCCAGUAGUAUCAGUGUCAGAUGUCCCAGUAGUACCAGUACCAGAUGUCCCAGUAGUAUCAGUCCCAGAUGUCCCAGUAGUACCAGUACCAGAUGUCCCAGUAGUAUCAGUCUCAGAUGUCCCAGUAGUAUCAGUACCAGAUGUCCCAGUAGUACCAGUACCAGAUGUCCCAGUAGUAUCAGUAUCAGAUGUCCCAGUAGUACCAGUACCAGAUGUCCCAGUAGUAUCAGUGUCAGAUGUCCCAGUAGUAUCAGUGUCAGAUGUCCCAGUAGUAUCAGUGUCAGAUGUCCCAGUAGUAUCAGUCUCAGAUGUCCCAGUAGUAUCAGUACCAGAUGUCCCAGUAGUAUCAGUACCAGAUGUCCCAGUAGUAUCAGUACCAGAUGUCCCAGUAGUACCAGUACCAGAUGUCCCAGUAGUAUCAGUCUCAGAUGUCCCAGUAGUACCAGUACCAGAUGUCCCAGUAGUAUCAGUCUCAGAUGUCCCAGUAGUAUCAGUACCAGAUGUCCCAGUAGUACCAGUACCAGAUGUCCCAGUAGUAUCAGUCUCUCAGAGUCCCAGUAGUAGCCAGUAUCCAGAUGUCCCGUAG